AUGGGCUGUGGUGCAAGCCUUGGUACUGAGGAGAUCACCAUUGGAGUCACCCAUCAGAGGCGAAAGGGCAGGAAGAGCCAAGUGCAGGCCGAAAAUGCCAACAAAGAGUAUCAGGACAAAAUUGAGUUCUUACUGAGUGUGCCUCUAUUCCAGCGGCUUCCGCAGGACGAACAUCCUGUAGUGGCUUCGGUUUGCGAAAGCUGCCGAUUCGGGCGCAACGAUGUCAUCAUCAGGCAAGGUGCGCGUGGAGAGGAGUUCUUUGUCAUCCAGACUGGGGCAGCAGAUGUCUUCGUGAAAAAGACCAAUGGGCAGCGUGACAAGAUUGCAACUCUGAGGGCAGGAGAUCACUUCGGCGAAGGUGCCCUAUUGCGAGACGAACCGCGAGCAGCCACCAUUGUUGCAGCGAGUGAAGUGCAGUCUCUGAAGAUCACACGAUCUGACUUCCAGUCCCUUGGCCUGCACAAGAAGCUGAAGUUUGGCCGUCGAGCUGCUGUCAGUGGCAGCAAAGAGAAGUUGAACAAAGCCAAGGAACCUGUGGCGAAGACCGAGGUUGAAGCAAAGCUUAUAGCUGAGGCGCUGAGGACCAAUGAGAACCUCUGGGUUUUCCAGAACUUGGAGGAAAAGAUCCCAGAGCUCACUGCAGUGAUGUGGAAGGAGUUCGUCAAGGCUGGGAAGAAGCUCAUCACUGAAGGUGAUUUGGAGGCUGACUACUUUUACAUUGUGCAAGAGGGCAAAUUCGAAAUUUCCGUGCGUGAGGAUAGGUUACAGGGGACGACGGUCAUGAAGGGCCCAACAAACUCUGUCGUUGUCGGUCACUCCAAAAAAGGCCAAAGUUUCGGUGAGGUCGCAUUGUUGUACUGCUCCCCGCGAGCAGCUACUGUGAGAGCUCUGAUAAACGCAGUAGUUUGGGUCAUCGACCGACAGCAGUUCAAGAACAUCCUUUUGAAGGCAUCUGACGUCAAGAUCGAAGAGUAUCGAGGAUACUUGGACACAGUGCCGUUGCUGUCAGCUCUUCUAAAGGAAGAGAGGAAUGAACUGGCAAAGGCGCUCAUCGAGAUGGUCUUCACACAAGGAGAGAAUAUCAUCGUCCAAGGAGAGACCGGCAACACCUUCUACAUCAUGUUCUCAGGGACAGUCGAUGUCUUCAAGGAGGACCAGCUGGUGGCCACCCUGGAGGCAAGUGUCAACCGCAAAACUACCCAGUACUUUGGAGAGUUUGCUUUGUUGGAAGAUGAGAGCCGAACUGCAACUGUCCAGGUGAGGUCAUCCACAGUGCGUUGCUUGGUCUUGGACCGCGACUCUUUCCAAAAGCUCUUAGGACCAUUGAAGGAAGUCAUCGCAAGCCAGAGGGCUUUGAGGAAGGACACGCUAUCUCCCCAGGAGGAAAAGAGGACUGACGGCCACGCACUGGCCCCUGAUCGGGACAAGGUCUUCAUGCAGGACCUUUCCUUUGUUGGCCUACUUGGUGUUGGAGGUUUCUCGAAGGUUGAACUCUGGCAGCACAUGGUCACCGGCAGCACGUAUGCCUUGAAGAGCAUCGAUAAAGGCUUGAUCAUGCACUAUGGCAUGGAGGACACUGUGCUCAGUGAGAAGAAAGCCCUCAUCAUGACGUACUCUCCCUUCAUCGUGCGGCUUGUGGAGUGCUUCAACAGCGAUCAAUACUUGCACUUUCUUCUGGAACCUUGCCUAGGAGGAGAGCUCUUGUCCAUCUUCUCCAGGAAAGGAUUUUGGGGCUCUGUACCACACAGUCGCUACUAUGCAGCUGGUGCUGCUUUGGCCUUGGAACACAUGCACGAGCGUCGGAUUGUGUACCGGGACUUGAAGCCCGAGAACGUGGUUUUGGAUCAAAACGGGCAUAUGAAAGUCACCGAUUUGGGUCUGGCCAAGCUGAUCAUUGGAAAGACAUACACCACGUGUGGCACCCCUGAGUACUUUGCGCCUGAAGUUAUUUCGUUUCGCGCUUACCA
Messenger RNA from Cladocopium goreaui, 1967 nucleotides. The record is from the annotation of a GenBank genome assembly. NCBI's taxonomy places the organism in Eukaryota, Dinophyceae, Suessiales, Symbiodiniaceae.